GAUGGAAAAUUCAAGAGAAGAGGGGAAACUUUCAACAUCAAGAUCGGUUUCAAAGGAGUCAAAAUAACCGACCUCGAGGGCGUGGAAGAGACUAAGGCAAAGGCAAAAAUAUUCAACUUUAAAGAACAACCAAUUAGGGACAGAAUUGCACAUAUGCAAGAAGUCCAAUCACACUUCAUCCGAAUGCUAUUUAAG
Molecule: messenger RNA, 195 nt
Organism: Dovyalis caffra
Lineage: Eukaryota; Viridiplantae; Streptophyta; Magnoliopsida; Malpighiales; Salicaceae
Source: the annotation of a GenBank genome assembly